Messenger RNA from Fusarium redolens, 516 nucleotides. Its product is annotated as acyl-CoA N-acyltransferase. Gene Ontology annotation, molecular function: N-acetyltransferase activity. The transcript has a single exon. Lineage: Eukaryota; Fungi; Ascomycota; Sordariomycetes; Hypocreales; Nectriaceae. The record is from RefSeq and is a predicted model, not a curated record. The coding region runs from base 1 to 516 and encodes 171 amino acids.
AUGGCGAACAUUACUCUCCAACCAGCGACGCAUGAUGAGAUCCCCACGAUCGUGGACUUCAUAACAAAGGCCCGAGCGGACAUGUUCCCAUUUCUCGACCAAUCAUCCAGCGAUCAAAUGGCCCAGAAAGAGCUCGACAUUUUCAAGGACAGAUAUCUUGAUCAUCCUCACGGCGCUUUCUUAACAGCGUAUUCGGAAGGUCGUCUGAUAGCGACGAUUGGAUAUGUUGCUUAUGAUGACCGUUUCUCACAUAUCACUCUCGAGCCUGAAAAUGUUGUCGAGAUACUGAGAUUAUACGUUGAGCCUGAAUGGCGUCGCGCAGGAGUAGCUUCCAAAUUGUUGGACACGCUAGUCGAGACCGCCCGGCAAUCUGGCAUCAAGCAACUCUAUCUCCAUACGCAUCCGUUCUUACCGAACGCGAUCAAUUUCUGGAAACGAAAAGGGUUCUCGAUCAUUACGGUGGAUGAGGAUCCAGUAUGGCAAACGACGCAUAUGAAACGGUCGUUCCAGGACUGA